AUACGCCGGAAGUCACUCCGACAAUGAACAUGAGCUUCGUGUCCAUCGACACGGGUGGGUAAGUGGUGAAUCCAUUCUUUCCGUAAUGUUCAAUCACCACACCUCUGCCAGCUCAUAGCACAGCGUCAUGACACACACACACACCCGAUGUUGUGUUUGAAACGUCAACAAGAGACGAUUGAUGGGCAAGCUUGAAGAGACAAUCGUAUGUAUGUAUGUACCAGGCAGCCCGCAUGGUCCGCUCUCUCCUUUGUUCUUCUUCACUCUGGACAGACAUUAGUAGCUGCUUCAUGCUCACCUGCUACCUUACCAUCCAUCAUCCACCCCUCAUACUUCCACCAGCACAAGCCCAGAUCAACGCUCACUCCAGCUCAGUCGCCCGGCCUGAAGACGCAAUAGCUCAAUUCCACGAUAACCACGGUCCACUCCACUCCUCACAACUCUCUAUCUCCCUCACCCCUCAAACCAUACCAGCAGCAACCCAGACACAACCCACAACCCCAUCCCUCACCCCAACCACCAAAUAAAAACCAAACCCCAGCAACCCCACAACACCACAUCCAAAAAAUGCCAGAACAAUACCU
This is a messenger RNA of Pseudovirgaria hyperparasitica, 584 nucleotides long. RefSeq lists its product as uncharacterized. The record is from RefSeq and is a predicted model, not a curated record. Lineage: Eukaryota; Fungi; Ascomycota; Dothideomycetes; Acrospermales; Acrospermaceae. The coding region runs from base 216 to 527 and encodes 103 amino acids. The transcript has a single exon.